Messenger RNA from Schistosoma bovis, 2884 nucleotides. The record is from the annotation of a GenBank genome assembly. Lineage: Eukaryota; Metazoa; Platyhelminthes; Trematoda; Strigeidida; Schistosomatidae.
AUGUCUCUCUCCAAGGAAACAAAUUUAGAUUUUAAAAAGUAUGAAGUGUGCGAUAAUGUGGAUUUAGAAACAGUUUUGUUAGAAUAUGAAAGUUAUUACUACAUAAAAUUCCAGAAAUAUCCUAGAAUUACCAAAAAAUUAUCUGACAAGCUCUUCCAGUGUGAAAAAAAGCGACACGGAGGAAGUUCAAUAAAAACAAAACGAUCCUCACUUCCUCGACUUUUAAACCGAGGAAAUUCUAUCCAUGACUUUGAACAGAAUCAUUCAUCAAACAUUUUGAAUUCUGAAGAAAAUUCUAGUGUAACCAAGAAUAGAGCUUGUAAUGGACUAGCUGUACAAGGAAGACAAGACCCCCUCGUACAAACUUCAGGGCGCAUAAUAAAGAGUGGCAUUUCACCAAAUGUUCCAAACGGUUCUUCAGUUACAUCUUUGAACCAUCUGGACCCAACUCAGAACUCCUUUUUAUCUUCUUCAACAAGACAGAAUUUUCCGCGUCAAAUUACUGACUACAGAGCGAUUAUUAACCAAGAAACCCGUUUGCCGUUAGAGGAAAACCAACUUUCAGAAGAUCCCCAAGAACGUUUAUUGAAGCCGCUAGGUAGUUAUUUAGGCUACACAGGUGAAUGGAGAAGUUUGGCUCUAACAAUAUCACGUGAUAUAUUCCUUCAAAAUCCAAAUGUUCGAUGGGAUGAUAUAAUCGGUCUAAGCUCUGCUAAACGUCUUGUAAAAGAAGCAGUUGUUUACCCAAUAAAGUACCCUCAAUUGUUUGCAGGAAUAUUAUCACCCUGGAAGGGAUUGCUACUAUAUGGACCUCCAGGAACAGGAAAAACUCUUCUCGCUAAAGCUGUUGCUACUGAAUGCAAAACAACAUUUUUUAAUAUUUCUGCAUCGACUAUUGUUAGUAAAUGGAGAGGUGAUUCAGAGAAAUUAGUUCGUGUACUUUUUGAAUUGGCUAGAUUUCAUGCUCCUUCAACCAUAUUCUUAGAUGAGUUAGACUCUUUAAUGUCACAAAGAGGUUCACUAUCUGGAUAUGGUUCUUCCGGUGGAGGAAAUUCAAAUAUAUCAGUUGGAAAUGAACAUGAAGGAUCACGUCGAAUGAAAACUGAAUUGCUAAUGCAAAUGGAUGGUCUAGCAAAAUCUGAUGAUCUUGUCUUUUUGCUGGCUGCUUCCAAUUUGCCAUGGGAACUAGAUCAUGCAAUGCUUCGUCGAUUAGAAAAACGGAUUCUAGUUGACUUACCAAAUAAAGAGGCAAGAAUACAUAUGUUUGAAUCAUUUCUUCCACCAGUUAUUGGACAAGGUACAUCAGGUGGAUUACAAUUAAAAUGUUAUUUAGAUUAUGAUGUAGCUGCGGAAGUAAGUCCGGUUUUUUUUCUUCAUGUUUUUUAACAAUCGCAACUUCACAAGUUGAUUCAUCAUUAUACUUCAAAUGGUGUAAUUGUUCUCUCAUCUAUUUUGUAGUUAAAUGUUCCUAGAAGUCUCCAUACUUUUCAUAAUUUGAUGCAGUGAAUAUUUUGCGAACAGCUUAUAACAUCUUUGUAGAAUAACAAUGGUAACUGGUCAUUAGCUAAUAGAAAACAUAGAUUACGGCUUUGUACAUAAUUAAAUUCUGCUUACUUCAUGGAUCACAUGUGUAUGUGUACUGAAUGUCACUUUGUCGUGAUUCUUCAAAUUAACCUGAAGGUUUAGCUAAUCAUGACAUUGAUGAUGGUUGGAUGGUGGCAAGGAACAAUUGUUAUCAUUUACAAGAACCGUGAUGAUCUAGUUAUAGUUUAUACUAUUAAUCGACAAGUCGCGAAGUGUAAAUUGGAUAAAAUGGUUCCAAUGGCUUUGCGUCUCUGCGUGAACACCAGCUUGGAUGCAAGUAUAUGCAGCUGGCAACUCUCAAGUAGGGCGAAACGUUCAUUCAUUCCAUUCCAGUGCUAGUCAAGGUUCAUCAAUCCUAUAGUAACUAAAGUCAGUUGAUGCUAUCAUCCAUCAUGUUCUUUUUAAGUAGUUUGUAACUGUAGUAAACUGUUAUCAAGAUGACGAAGAAAGAUUGUCCACUGGACAUUGGAUUCAAGUUUUCAUUCUCAUUUAUUAUUUUGAAAAAAGUCAAAACGAACACUGAUGUUAAAUUCAAAUUGAAGUUUGUGUAAUACCAAGUUAAUGUAGUUGCCUAUAAAUCUUGUUGACAUUUAUGCAUUAAUUGUUGGGAUCAUGAGUCAGUUGAAGCAAGACCAUCAUGGGAAACCUGGAAGUACUGGACGGCCGUUUCGUCUUAUUGUAGGACUCCUCAGCAUCGCGCAUCCACGACCCCGCCUCGCGGGAUUCGAAUCGAGGACCUACUGGUCUCGCGCAUAUUAGACAAAUUGUCUAACAAUUUAUCAAAGGUGUAAAAGUCCAGUACUAUCAAUAAAAGGAAUAUCUUACUGUAAGUUUGGAUAACUUUCAUACUUCUCUUAAAACAUAAUCAUUAUAUCCAAAAGAAACGAGUCGAAAUUACCACUCUGAUACUUAUUAUUGAUACAGAUCAAAUUGGUUACUUCCUCAAUCCAAAAUGGUUCGUUAAUUUCUGUAAUAAAUAUGCAUAAUCUGAACGAUCUAUUCAUUUUUUUGAUUAAACUUUCAGUUAAAGCUAUUGUUGCCAUUGACUCAUUACCAGAAACCACUAAAAUGCUUUAGUUUCCAUGAAUUGCAUAAAGAUUGUAUAGUGAAUUGGGUUUAUCUAGAUAAAAUACAUUUGUCUUUACAAAAUUCUUAGCUAAAUAAUAAUUUUUUCAAUGGUUGGGAUCAUGAGUGAAUUGAAGCUAGACCAACAUGGAACACCUGGAAGCACAGACGGCCGUUUCGUCCUAUUGUGGGACUCCUCAGCAGUGCGCAUCCACGACCUUGCCUCACGAGAUUC